Molecule: messenger RNA, 1200 nt
Organism: Impatiens glandulifera
Lineage: Eukaryota; Viridiplantae; Streptophyta; Magnoliopsida; Ericales; Balsaminaceae
Product: translocon-associated protein subunit alpha-like
Exons: 8
Coding region: 137-913 (258 amino acids)
Cellular component (GO): endoplasmic reticulum; endoplasmic reticulum membrane
Source: RefSeq, a predicted model, not a curated record
UUCCUUAAUUUCAUUAUAAAGGGCGAGUCUUGCAGUAGAAGUGCAGGUCGCGUGAAUUCCGAUUGCAGCAGCCAGGCUCGCGAUUCGAUCGGAUUCGUUACAUACCCAUCUCUGAAUCGCUUUUCUCUCAAGAAAAAUGAAGUUUACAGUUUUCUACAUCUUAGCUCUUCUCCUCGUAUCAUCUCCGUUUCUUCAAGUUGCGAGGUGUCAGCAAGGUUCAGAAGAGACUCCAAAAGAUGCUGAAACCAUUGUAGAAGGAGCCGAUAGUGAAGUUGUUGGGGAGAAUGCCAAAUAUUCUGCAGACACUACUUUUAGUUCUGCCACUGAGGUGGAUACUGUAUGUGUUUUCCCCAAUAAUCCUUCAAAAUUGGUAGUUGCAGGAGAAGAGACUGAACUAUUGGUUGGAAUGAAAAAUUAUGGGGAAUCUACUGUCAAUGUCCUAGCUAUUAAGGCUAGUGUCUAUCUACCAUUUGAUCACACCUAUUUGGUCCAAAAUCUCUCUACUCAGGCUUUCAACAAUGCCUCUAUUCCUACCUCAGCUUCAGCUGCCUUUCCAUAUGCAUUUGCAGUGAGCAAGUUUUUGCAGGCAGGAACAUUUGAUCUUGUAGGAACCGUCAUUUAUGAGAUAGACCAACAGGUAUAUCAGAGCACAUUUUACAAAGGUACCAUUGAAGUUAAAGAAGCUGGUGGUUUUCUCAGUAUGGAAUCUGUUCUCCUUGUUUCCCUUGGAAUUGCCCUUAUUGGAUUUCUUGGAUUGUGGAUCCGCAAUCAGAUACAAAAUCUUUCCAAGAAAACUAAAAGGGCAUCAAAAGUGGAAGUUGGAACUAAGACUGUUGAUUCGUCAAUGGAUGAAUGGCUUCAGGGAACUGCUUACACUCAGUCUUUGAUUAACAAAUCAAAGAAGAAGAAGUAGGUGCACGUAUAAUGUGUCCCUCCCCUCGGAUUCUAUUCUUUUAGCACAACAUCAGAUAGACAUCUGUAGAAGAAGCGAAUGACGAGAUUUUCGUGGAAAGUAGGGCCACUUUGUAGCCUUUUUUUUUACAGUUGCUGUAUAAUGAGGAUACUGUUUUAUAUUUAUACUUUUUGCACCUGCAGGAAUUUGAGUUUUUCUAGUUCUUAACUUAAAAGACAAUUUUGUUACUGAUGAUAUUACUGUUGAUUCUUUACUGUUUUAAUCUGAAUUAGCUUGGCUUUGUGGUU